Molecule: messenger RNA, 444 nt
Organism: Symbiodinium pilosum
Lineage: Eukaryota; Dinophyceae; Suessiales; Symbiodiniaceae
Source: the annotation of a GenBank genome assembly
AUGAAAGCAGCUUGGACUGGCCGCGUGGAGAUCCCCGGACAUCUGCUUUUAGAAGCUGCUGUAUCUCACGUAAUAACUGGCGGCUACACAGCCCUCACGAUAGCAGCUUGGAAUGGCCACGUGGAGAUCGCACGGCUGCUUUUGGAAGCUGGUGCUGACAAGGACCUGCGUACUUCCAAGGGCGAAACCGCCCUCAUUCUCGCAGAGCGGGGGGGCCACAGUCAGGUUGCUACGUUGUUGGGGGCAAAGGCUUGUCACAUCAGGAUAUUGUGUCGCAGAGUAGCUUUCAUCUUGAGCGUCGCAACAUCUUGCUUUCUGGCGUUCAGGCUGCAUCAGCGUUUGCCGCUGGGAUCUUGGAAAUGCAGGAUGGAAAGGCCGCUGGCCCUGCUAGCCUUCCUGUUGAGCUCUACCAAGAGGAUGCUUUUUUUUGAUUCUCCGCCCUAG